AUUUCAUUGUGAUCCAACUCUACCCUAAAAGGGGAGUGGGGGUUAGUUUGAGAAAAUGAUGUAAGAACAGAUGGGCAAUGAGUCACAAACUUUAUCCAAAAGCCAAAAAAAUACAGAGUUGAAUUGGCCACUCCUUUGCCACUCACUCCUCAUUUCUCAAGGCUCCAAGCUAAAAUCCAAAACAUAUUUUCGCAGUUCCACCAAAUUCACCAAAAAAAAAAAAUCAGUUGAUCAAUCCUCUGGGUUUCUUAUGCCAUUAAUUUUGGAGAGCAUUUCAAGAGUCUUUGUCUCAGUUUAUUUAUCCUUUCAUUGUGAUUUUAUUUUUAAAUAAUCAAUUAAUUAAUCUUGAAAUUCUCUGCUGAUAUAUACUCCGUAUAUUACUGAGCUGUUAUUUUGUUGUUUUCUUGAUUGGGUACAAGUAAUCAUUAUCUUGUUCUUCUUCUUCCUCCCAUUUUUUUUUCCAGUUGGAUUUUUCUCUGUACGGCAGUUAAAGUUGGAUUCUUCUACAGCUGAUUUGAGUGUGAAGGCCUCAUUAAUCUGGCACCCAAUGUAUUUGAAGUGAUUGAUGCUUGAAUGUUUUAGUACUGAGUAGCCAUAAUUUACUCCCUCCUUCCGGAUUUAGUCGUCCACAAUAAAACCCGGACUGAAACCAAGAUUUGUCCAAGAUGGAGAUGGAAGAGGUACAGAAGAUUACUGUGAUCAAACCAGUAGCGACAAGGCCGAGCUGUUUUGCCUAUAAGCCAUUCGCUGAACUUCUUUCUGGUGCAAUGAAUGGACCGUCCAACCGUGGGUGCUCCCGGACACCCGCCAUCCGACCAAAGACAAUAAGACUGAAAUCCGCCGGAAUCCAUAACAGUAUUGGAAAGGCUGAGCCAAUGGGCAUCUCAGUUUCCUCUUCUGGUGUCAACAUCUUGAAAAUAGAUGACAUACCAACCAUCAUAUACAAACCCACUGCAAAGCUACCUCCCGCGACAACCGUUCCUCACAACUUUAAUAUGAAAAGUUGCGCGCAUAAUCAGCAAAAAGAAGCAGGAGAUGAGUCAAAAAGAGUCAAAUCAUAUGAACACUCGAGGAUGACAUCAUCAUCACAGAACAAUGUAGAAGAGGAUGAGCGGUCAUUGCUUCAUCAGAGCAGUAGUGCGGACUACCUUUCAAACGACGGGUAUAAUUGGAGGAAAUACGGGCAGAAGCAAGUUAAGGGAAGUGAGUACCCGAGAAGUUACUAUAAGUGUACGCAUCCAAAGUGCCCGGUGAAGAAGAAGGUCGAAAGAUUAUUAGUGGAUGAUGAGAUUGCAGAAAUUGUGUACAAUGGGGAGCAUAUCCAUCCUAAGCCAUGCCUUCCAAGUCCAAGGUACAACAGCUUGAGAGAUGGAGUACAACCACAUUCCAAUGAUAGCGUCUUGUGGAGUGAGCAAAUUACUCCUCUACAAAAUGAAGAUAAACUUAGCUCCAAGUUCUCUAGUAGAACUCCUCCACCACUCUUUGGUGCCUUUUCUACUUUGGGAAAAUCUUGUGGUCCAAGCGGGAGGUGCGGAGAAGGAAGUCAAGGAUUGUUGGAAGCAGUAGGUGAUGACGAUGAUGAUCCGAAAGGAAAAAGAAGGAAAAGUAGGAGGGAAGCGAAGGAUGGAGGAAUUUUGAUGCAGGCUGGUAUUGGGAAUAUGACAGAUUCUGAAGCCACCGGAGACGGAUACCGGUGGCGAAAGUAUGGUCAGAAGGUAGUCAAAGGGAACACAUACCCCAGGAGUUACUACAGAUGCACGAAUCCAAAGUGCAGUGUGAGGAAAUAUGUAGAGAGAGCAACCGAUGAUCCCAAAUCCUUCAUCACAACGUAUGAGGGAAAACACAACCAUGACGCUCCUACCAGAAGAAACCCCAAACCAUGAAACAUCUCCCCAAGACUUGGGAAGCUUUUUGGUGCAUUAGUUAAUUCACAAACAAUGUUUUCUUUGUCACAUGUACACCACGGUUUGUAUCAAGGUUUGCACGUACACUAUUUUUGUUCUUGCAGACACGCUAGCUAUGUUUGUGGGUACAGUGGCGUGUCUGUGUGAACAAAAAUAGAUGUCUGAUGUAGGCCUUCAUUUAAACAAUAGGAGCAUAUAAUUUUACUCCCAUUGCUGUUAAAUUAUACUCAUGGAAGCCCAUUUUCCUCUGCUAGAGACUGUCUUUAA
Molecule: messenger RNA, 2171 nt
Organism: Cuscuta campestris
Lineage: Eukaryota; Viridiplantae; Streptophyta; Magnoliopsida; Solanales; Convolvulaceae
Source: the annotation of a GenBank genome assembly